GACAUCACUGGUUCCCGGGAGCUGAGGAGCUGGGGCCAGAGCCCGAGGGAGCCGGGCUGCCGGGGGCUGCAGACAUGGAGGGCCAGGGCGUUGGUAGCAGCAGGAGGCCGGGGGCCCGGGCUGCCCUGGGCUCCCUGUCUGUGCCCCACGGGGUUUCCCAAACUGGGGCACCCUCCAAGCUCUCAGCCAAGGAUACAGCAGUCUUGGAACCAAGGGUGGCCCUGGCACCUGUGGGACCGCGAGCAGUUCUGUCACCUUCCCCUGAGGCACCAAGGCUGGCUCUGGAGUCUGCCCGCCCUCCCUUUACCCCUGGAGGACAGAAAACCGCACCCGCCCACCGCAGCCCCAGCCUAGCCCCAGCAUCUGUAGGCCAGCUGCAGAUGUCUGCCUCCACUGGACCAAGCCUUCCCCCGGUGCCCGCGGGCUCAGUCCCGGCUCCAGCGUCUCUAGGGCAGCUGGUCGUCUCUGCCUCGGCUGGCCCGAAGCCUCCGCCAGCCACCCUGGGGCCCAGUCCAGCUCCAGCUUCCAGGGACCAGAAACAGGUGUCACCCACCUCCAUGAGACCCAAGCCAGCGCUGGCAGCCUCAGGCCUGAGCCUGGCUGUGGCUGCUCACGAGCAGCCCCGACAGGUCCCUCCCAAACCCUCUCCAGUGUCCAGUCCCGUUCUGUCACCUCCCCAGGAGCAGGCCCUGGCUCCGGCACCAGGGUGGACCCCAGCCAGACCCAGAGAUGCCUCAGCCCCUAGGCUGACCCCGCCUUCUGAGGGGCGUCUUCAGUCCCCAGCUCAGGCCACCAGUCCUGUGCCCUCCCCAGACCCCCGGCUCUCGCCCUCCUUCCGAGCCCGGCCCGAGGCCUCCCGCAGCAGCCCCGAAGGUCCCGUCCUGCCACGGCCGCCGCAGACCUUGCCCUUGGAUGCGGUCCAGGGCUCUGCAGAACCUGGGACCCGCUCUCCCGGACUUCUGUCCCCCACCUUCCGGCCGGGGACACUCUCAGGCCAGUCUGUGCCCCCGCCUCUGCCCAAGCCACCCCGGUCUCCCAGCCGCUCCCCUAGCCGCUCCCCCAACCGUGCCUCCUAUGUGCCCCCAGCCCCUGACACAGCCCUCCCUAGGCCUGGCACCCAGAGUGUGGCACCUAGCAGGUGCCCGAACCCCAUCCUCCAGACCCAAGAAGCGCCAGCUCCAGUCUCCACCUCCCCUUCCACAGCCAUCUCGCCAUCUGCCUCUUGGUCAGCUCAGCCAACCUGCAAGAGCGACCCCGGGUUCCGGAUCACUGUGGUCACUUGGAACGUGGGCACGGCCAUGCCCCCAGAUGACGUCACGUCCCUCCUCCACCUGGGCGGCGGCGAUGACAGUGAUGGUGCGGACAUGAUCGCCAUAGGAUUGCAGGAGGUGAACUCCAUGAUCAACAAGCGGCUCAAGGACGCUCUCUUCACGGACCAGUGGAGCGAGCUCUUCAUGGACGCGCUGGGGCCAUUCAACUUCGUGCUGGUGAGUACCGUGAGGAUGCAGGGCGUCAUCUUGCUGCUGUUCGCCAAGUACUACCACCUGCCCUUCCUGCGGGACGUGCAGACCGACUGCACGCGCACUGGCCUCGGAGGCUACUGGGGUAACAAGGGAGGCGUGAGCGUGCGCCUGGCGGCCUUCGGGCACAUGCUCUGCUUCCUGAACUGCCACCUGCCCGCGCACAUGGACAAGGCGGAGCAGCGCAAGGACAACUUCCAGACCAUCCUCAGCCUGCAGCAGUUCCAGGGCCCCGGCGCCCACGGCAUCCUGGACCACGACCUCGUGUUCUGGUUUGGGGACCUGAACUUCCGCAUUGAGAGCUAUGACCUGCACUUUGUCAAGUUCGCCAUCGACAGCGACCAGCUCCAUCAGCUCUGGGAGAAGGACCAGCUCAACAUGGCCAAGAACACCUGGCCUAUCCUGAAAGGCUUCCAGGAGGGACCCCUCAACUUCGCUCCCACCUUCAAGUUCGAUGUGGGUACCAAUAAAUAUGAUACCAGUGCCAAGAAGCGGAAGCCGGCCUGGACCGACCGGAUCUUGUGGAAGGUGAAGGCUCCAGGCGGGGGGCCCAGCCCGUCGGGACGGGAGAGCCACCGGCUGCAGGUGACCCAGCACAGUUACCGCAGCCACAUGGAAUACACAGUCAGCGACCACAAGCCCGUGGCUGCCCAGUUCAUCCUGCAUUUUGCCUUCAGGGACGACAUGCCACUGGUGCGGCUGGAGGUGGCAGAUGAGUGGGUGCGGCCGGAGCAGGCUGUGGUGCGGUACCGCGUGGAGACCGUGUUCGCCCGCAGCUCCUGGGACUGGAUCGGCUUGUACCGGGUGGGUUUUCGCCACUGCAAGGACUACGUGGCUUAUGUCUGGGCCAAACAUGAGGACGUGGACGGCAGUGUCUACCAGGUGACGUUCAGUGAGGAAUCAUUGCCGAAGGGCCAUGGAGAUUUCAUCCUGGGUUAUUAUAGCCAUCACCACAGCAUCCUCAUCGGUGUCACGGAACCCUUCCAGAUCUCGCUGCCUACCUCGGAGCUGGCCAGCAGCAGCACCGACAGCUCGGGCACCAGCUCAGAGGGUGAGGACGACAGCACCCUGGAGCUGCUUGCACCCAAGUCCCGCAGCCCCAGCCCUGGCAAGUCCAAGCGACAUCGCAGCCGCAGCCCAGGCCUGGCCCGUUUCCCCGGCCUCGCUCUCCGACCCUCGUCCCGCGAGCGCCGUGCUGCCAGCCGGAGCCCCUCGCCCCAGAGCCGCCGGCUGUCUCGGGGUACCCCCGACAGGGGCAACAGUGGCAGCAGCCAGGGCAGCUGCGAGGAGGGGCCUUCUGGGCUGCCUGGCUCCUGGGCCUUCCCACCAGCUGUGCCUCGAAGCCUGGGCCUGCUACCCGCCUUGCGGCUGGAGACCGUAGACCCGGGUGGCGGCGGCCCUUGGGGACCUGAGCGGGAGGCCUCGGCCCCUGCCAGCCUGUCUCCCAGCCCCCAGGGCCAGCAGGGGCUGGAGGAAGGAGGCCUGGGGCCCUGAGGGCGGACUGGAUGGAUGGGCCCAGGCGGCCCCCACUCUGCCACAAUCCUUUGCAAUCCCACUCGUCUCUCUCCUGCUGUUGCACCAGCUGCAUCUGUACCUGUCACACUGUCCUGGCCCAGGGAAGCUCACUGGGGUCCCCCAGAUCUCAGUCCCGGCCCCUCAAACUGUGACAAUCAGCCAAGCCCUGUCUGGGCCCCCAUCUGGGGUGGUGGUGGGGAGCUUGGGCAGACGACUGGGUCCUGGAGGUCACUCAUUAGGAAUUAAAUUCUCCAGUUCUCUCCCA
This is a messenger RNA of Oryctolagus cuniculus (rabbit), 3300 nucleotides long. RefSeq names its product inositol polyphosphate-5-phosphatase J (gene INPP5J). The record is from RefSeq and is a predicted model, not a curated record. Gene Ontology annotation, cellular component: plasma membrane; cytoplasm; ruffle. Gene Ontology annotation, molecular function: phosphatidylinositol-3,4,5-trisphosphate 5-phosphatase activity; phosphatidylinositol-4,5-bisphosphate 5-phosphatase activity. Gene Ontology annotation, biological process: negative regulation of peptidyl-serine phosphorylation; phosphatidylinositol dephosphorylation. NCBI's taxonomy places the organism in Eukaryota, Metazoa, Chordata, Mammalia, Lagomorpha, Leporidae.